Messenger RNA from Hibiscus syriacus, 558 nucleotides. Its product is annotated as LRR receptor-like serine/threonine-protein kinase RPK2. The record is from RefSeq and is a predicted model, not a curated record. Lineage: Eukaryota; Viridiplantae; Streptophyta; Magnoliopsida; Malvales; Malvaceae. Gene Ontology annotation, molecular function: protein binding. Bases 1 to 558 code for a protein of 185 amino acids. The transcript is spliced from 3 exons.
AUGGGGAUACGAAAUGGGACCCACAAUCGGCCUGGUCUUCCAUGGAGCCGUCGUGUGUCGAUGAACGGGACGUUAGCUUCGGAGAAAACAAUCCUGUUGGAGUUCAGAAACUCCGUUUUCGAUCCUUCUGGUGUUCUUUCAAGCUGGAAAUCAUCGGAGAACCCAAAUCACUGCACCUGGUUUGGGGUUUCAUGCAACUCGAGGUCUCGGGUCAUAUUCAUCGACAUUUCUGGUGGUUGUGGAGAACUAUGGGGUUUAGAGAACUUAGAAGAGCUUGAUCUUGAAGGGAAUUCAUUUACUGGGGAGUUGCCUGAUGAGAUUGUGGGGUUGAGAAAUUUGCGGGUUUUGAAUCUCGGGUUAAAUGAGCUAGAAGGGGAGGUUCCGGCAUCUCUGUCCAAAUUUGUAGAUUUGGAGGUUUUGAAUUUAGCUGGGAAUAAGCUGAAGGGGUCUAUGUCUGGUUAUUUUGGUGGCUUCUACAAGUUGAAGGGUCUUUAUUUGUCUAAUAAUCAGCUAAACGGUCCGAUUCUCGAGAAUUUGGACAUAAUUGUAGGUAUCUAG